ACUCGGCAACCUUAUUGCUUAAAAUCCCCGUUGUUCAUUCAUUUCUCGUGCUUUAUCUCUCUCUCUCCAAUGGCGUCAUCAGAGCUAAAAGAAACACUUGGAGAACUAAACAAAGAAUCAUACGUGAAUCUCUUAACCAAACUCAUUGGAGAAACCAAGUAUUUACAGAACAACCCACCUGAGUUGAUCCCAGAAGAAGACAGGGUUGUCAACCACUUGCUUCAGAUUCUCUCUCCUCUCUCCACCGCUACCGGUGGUGGGCCACUCAUCAUCAACCAUGCUACUUACUAUCCCAAAAGGGGAAACCUCAUUGUUGAGUACCCGGGUACCCAGCCCGGAAAAGUUGUCUCCUUUGUGGGUUGUCAUAUGGAUGUUGUCACCGCUGAUCCUGCUGAUUGGGAUUUCGAUCCUUUCUCAUUGAGCAUCGAGGGUGAUAUACUUAGAGGUCGAGGGACUACAGACUGUUUGGGACACGUUGCCUUGGUAGCUGAAUUAAUGAAGAAGUUAGGGGAGACAAACCCAAAAUUAAAGUCGUCCGUGGUUGCAGUCUUCAUAGCAAACGAGGAGAACUCAGCUAUAACAGGCAUUGGUGUCGAUGCUCUUGGAAAGGAUGGAUUGCUUGAUAAGUUGAAGGAUGGUCCUUUGUUCUGGAUAGACACAGCAGAUAAACAACCUUGCAUUGGUACUGGUGGCGUGAUACCAUGGAAGUUACAGGGAAUUGGAAAACUUUUCCAUAGUGGCCUUCCCCACAAGGCAGUAAAUGCUAUGGAAAUGACAAUGGAAGCACUUAAGGAGAUCCAGUUACGAUUUUACAAAGAUUUUCCUCCGCACCCCAAAGAGGAUGUCUAUGGAUUUGCAACCCCGUCAACCAUGAAGCCCACUCAAUGGGUUUAUCCAGGAGGGGGUAUCAACCAGAUCCCUGGCGACUGUACAAUUUCCGGUGAUGUCAGGCUAACUCCGUUUUAUGAUGUAACUGACUGUAUGAAAAAACUUCAAGAAUAUGUCAAUGACAUAAAUGAUAACAUUGAGAAGUUAGAUACUAGAGGACCCGUUUCAAAAUAUGUGCUGCCUGAUGAAAACAUUAGAGGAAGACUUACAAUAACUUUUGAUGAGGCCACCAAUGGUGUGGCUUGUGAUCUCGAUUCCCGUGGGUUUCAUGUUUUAUGCAAAGCUACUGAAGAAGUUGUUGGUCAUGUUAAACCAUAUUCCAUCACCGGAAGUUUGCCACUGAUUCGUGACCUAAAAGAUGAUGGAUUUGAUGUUCAAACAGCAGGCUAUGGUCUGAUGGCAACAUACCAUGCCAAGAAUGAAUACUGCCUUCUUUCGGACAUGUGCCAAGGUUACCAAGUCUUUGCAAGCGUUAUUGCACAAUUAGAAGAUUAACCAUCUUUGUUGGUCUGUACUUUUAUAUUUUUAUUACUGAUCGAAUUUUCGAUGUCUUUACUGUCAAAUAACAAUCUCAAUAAUAAGCCUAUCAUUAUGGUCUGAAUUCAAUCA
This is a messenger RNA of Spinacia oleracea (spinach), 1497 nucleotides long. Its product is annotated as acetylornithine deacetylase. The transcript is spliced from 10 exons. Gene Ontology annotation, molecular function: hydrolase activity. Bases 70 to 1383 code for a protein of 437 amino acids. The record is from RefSeq and is a predicted model, not a curated record. NCBI's taxonomy places the organism in Eukaryota, Viridiplantae, Streptophyta, Magnoliopsida, Caryophyllales, Amaranthaceae.